GAAGACGAAGAGAAGAAAGAGAGGGGGGGAGAGAAGAAGAAGAGGAAGAGGAAGAGGAAGGAGAAGGAGAAAGAGAAGCUCAAACCCUAGCUCUUCCGAAACCCCAACCACCUUGGCCGCGUUCUCGAUUCUCCGGCGACUUAUCCGGCCACCGGAGUCCAUUCAAAGGUCCCUCAUCUCCUCCAUCGCGUCGUCCUCGCCGGGAUCUUCGAUUCGAGCUCAGAUGCGUGGGUUGUGGUUAGGGUUAGGGCUUUUGCGGGUGGUAUUGGUGUAAUGGGGUCGACAAUGGGAGCUGAAUAGUAUAUUCGGGAUACUCUUGCAUCCGAGGCUUCUUACCACGGGGGAAAAGGGGGUCCUUUUUUGGGGAGGCGCCUUUUUUGAAGUGCAUUGCUGGGAAUCUCUAAAGGAUCUCGGCGUGCGCCUUAUAAAAGCGAAGGGGAUUGGGAAAGGAGAAGGAGAGAGAGAGGAGGUUGGAGGAGGAGGGAAGCUUCGGAACGGCUCCAAUGAAGGCUCCGGCAGCGAAUGGUCUUGCUCCGAACGGAGUGGAAGGAGAGAGAAAAAACAUGAACUCAGAGUUAUGGCAUGCUUGUGCUGGACCGCUUGUUUCGAUGCCACCGGUUGGCAGCCUGGUGGUCUACUUUCCUCAAGGCCAUAGUGAGCAGGUAGCAGCCUCAAUGCAUAAGGAGAUGGAUAGUACUCCAAGUUAUCCCUCACUGCCAUCUAAGCUAAUCUGCAUGCUUCAUGAUGUAACCUUGCAUGCUGAUUCGGAAACUGAUGAAGUUUAUGCUCAGAUGACUCUUCAGCCUGUUAAUAAAUAUGAUAGGGAAGCAAUGCUGGCAUCUGAAAUGGGCCUCAAACAAAACAAGCAACCGACCGAGUUUUUCUGUAAAACACUUACAGCGAGUGAUACGAGCACUCAUGGUGGAUUUUCAGUACCCCGUCGUGCAGCUGAAAAGAUAUUUCCACCAUUAGACUUUACAAUGCAACCGCCAGCUCAAGAAUUGGUUGCCAAGGAUUUGCAUGAUGUUUCAUGGACGUUUCGACAUAUCUAUCGAGGUCAACCAAAGAGACAUCUUCUCACUACAGGUUGGAGUGUGUUUGUUAGCACAAAACGGCUUUUGGCUGGUGACUCUGUUCUCUUUAUUAGAGACGAGAAGUCACAGCUACUGUUAGGUAUAAGGCGUGCCAAUAGACAACAGCCUGCACUAUCUUCUUCAGUCUUAUCAAGUGAUAGCAUGCAUAUUGGGAUCCUUGCUGCUGCAGCACAUGCAGCUGCAAAUAACAGUCCUUUUACUAUAUUCUAUAAUCCAAGGGCGAGCCCUUCAGAAUUUGUCAUCCCGUUAGCCAAAUAUAAUAAGGCCCUGUACACACAGGUGUCUCUUGGCAUGCGAUUUAGGAUGUUAUUCGAGACUGAGGAUUCAGGGGUCCGUAGAUAUAUGGGCACAAUCACGGGAAUAAGUGAUUUAGAUCCGGUGCGGUGGAAGAAUUCACAAUGGCGUAACCUUCAGGUUGGGUGGGAUGAAUCAACAGCGACUGAGCGGCGGACCCGCGUAUCUAUAUGGGAGAUAGAACCUGUUGCAACUCCUUUUUAUAUUUGCUCGCCACCAUUUUUUAGGCCCAAGUUUCCUCAUCAACCAGGGAUACAAGAUGAUGGGGCUGAAGUGGAGAAUGCUUUUAGAAGAGUUAUGCCGUGGCUUGCGGAUGAUUUUGGCUUGAAAGAUCCGAACCCAAUCUUUCCCGGCCUAAGUCUAGUCCAAUGGAUGGCCAUGCAACAAAACUCCCAGCUAGUCCCAUCAGCUACUCAGACACCGUACUUGCCAUCCGUAACUGCAUCGGCUUUGCCAAAUCCUCUCCCCACUGAUGAUCCAACCAAAAUGCUAAAUUUCAAUACGUCCUCCUUAGCUUUGCCCAAUUUACAGUUUGGUCCAAAAUUAAAUCCUCAAACAGAAUCUCAGCAACAGACUCAACCUCUGCAGCAAACUUCUCUUCCUCUACAGGCACCGCCAGUGCAACAUAGCUCUAGCCAAUUAAACCAACAAGAGAAACAACAGAAACAGGAGCAGAUUCAGCCGAUACAAUCGCCACAGAAGCAAUUACUAAAGCCUUUGGGUGGCCAAAUUUCACCUCAAGCUCAGCUAUUGAACCAAAUGUCACAGCCGCCAUCGUCUCUUUUGCCACAGCAAGGGUUAAACCCACAAAGCACUCACCUCCAAGGAGGCUUCCCUCUACCCAAUAUUAGCUCUCUUCAACCUAAUGUUAUCCCUCUUCAACAAUCACCUUUAACUCAAAUUCAGUCUCAACAGCCAAUGGACUAUCAGCAAGCUCUAUUACAGAAGCAGCAGGAGCAGCUUCAGCAGCUGCAGCUACUGCAAAAGCUUCAGCAGCAACAAGUGCUUUCUCAGCUGGGCCCACAGCUACAGUCUCAGUUGCUGCAGCAGUUAACUCAGCAGAACCAGCAGUUUCAGCCGCAGCAGCUUUUGCAACAGCCGUUGAGUAGCACUGAUAUUGUACAAACCCAACUUAAGCAACAGCACCAAGCGUCUUUGAGCAAUAUCAUGAAUUUGCCUAAUCCUCAACUACCUGUUGUUAGGAAUCAACCUAAUCUAUAUGAGAAUAGUGCCCCAUCUUGCUCCAUCCCGCCUUCCACUAACUGUAACAUUUCUCCUUCGAACUUGCUGAGUAGAACCCAGCAAGGGCCUGCGGAGAAUUCUCUUCAAGAGAUUCAGAGUAAGCCAGGUGCUCGAGUUAAGCAUGGGAUGAUGCAUGGAAAGGAAAAAAUCAUGCAGAUGCCAAAUAGGAAUUCUAUUGCCGAUCAGUUAGAUGCUUCUUCAACAACUUCAUUCUGCAUGGAUGGUAGCCAACAUGACUUCUCGCUUCCCCCUCUCCCUAUGGAGGGUGAUAUUCAAGUGGAUAAUAGAGAUAACCUACUUAAUGGGGCAAAUAUGAAUGGGUUCAUGUCCAGUAACCUGAUGUCACGAGGGGUGGGGUCAGGAAAGGAUAUUCAGAAUUUGCAACCUGGAUAUGGGAAUCAAAGAGAGGUUGAGACGGAGGUUUCCACUGCAGACAUGAGUGCACAGUCAUUCGGCAUGGGAGGCAUGUCUUUUAAGUCUGGAUUCUCAGGUGAUGCUGCCGUUGCUGAGGCUGGAAUGUCUAACAGGGGUUUGUGGAGUAAUCAACCACAGCCACAGCGCAUGAGAACGUACACUAAGGUUCAAAAGCGCGGUUCAGUAGGAAGGUCAAUCGACAUGACCCGUUACAGAGGAUACGAUGAGCUCCGACAUGAUCUAGCGUGUAUGUUUGGAAUUCAAGGUCAACUAGAAGAUCCAUACAGGACCGAGUGGAAACUGGUGUACAUGGAUCACGAGAAUGACAUCCUUCUUGUCGGUGACGACCCUUGGGAGGAGUUUGUGACUUGUGUACAAAGCAUCAGGAUUUUAUCAUCUGCAGAAGUGCAGCAGAUGAGUUUGGAUGGCGAGUUGGCCAACAUCCCACCGCAAGCCCAAGCAUGUAGCGGGACGGAUAAUGGGAAUAUGUGGUACGAUGAUACCUCGACCGGGUCUUUUCAUCGAUGAUCGCGAAGUAAAUACGAGUAAUAAGAUGGUAACAAUUUGAAAGGCUCUGCACAGAGAGAUAAAAGAGUUGGGUGCAUAUGAAUUUAAGGGGAUUAGACUAGACUACGAGCAAUCUACAUGCUUUUAUAGUGGAAUGAGCAAGCAGACUGCAGGUUUUCUUGUGGGGAAUGGGAAAUCUUCGCAUCUGUAGCUAAAGCAACUUUGAUGUUGGUUUGUGAGCUAGUUUUUUUUUUUUAUCUCUUUUUCCUCUUUUUAAUUGUGAAUGUCCCAUAGCAGAAAUUCCUAUCUGUUGUAAUUUUACCAUACGUUACUGUACAUAUAAAGUGGAGCUUAUUUUUCUAUCUCUGGUGGUUUUUAACAGUAACACGCAAUAAACUAGCUCUUGUUUA
Messenger RNA from Ananas comosus (pineapple), 3961 nucleotides. RefSeq names its product auxin response factor 16. Gene Ontology annotation, cellular component: nucleus. The record is from RefSeq and is a predicted model, not a curated record. The coding region runs from base 504 to 3572 and encodes 1022 amino acids. The transcript has 13 exons. Gene Ontology annotation, biological process: response to hormone; regulation of DNA-templated transcription. NCBI's taxonomy places the organism in Eukaryota, Viridiplantae, Streptophyta, Magnoliopsida, Poales, Bromeliaceae. Gene Ontology annotation, molecular function: DNA binding; protein binding.